AAGCUGUAUAACGGUUGUCUGAGCUCGCCCAGUCAAUACCCAAACUUUCUUAUAAAGAAUGGGUCACUUUAUCGGCUGAGCAAGAACAAGUGUAACCUUACUUCGGAGUUCGCGUGGAAGGAGGUCGUCCCGAGAGACUUGCGUGAUAAGGUCAUUGAGGACAAUCACUCGGAGCCAACCUCAGGACAUCUUGGUACCUUUAAAACCUAUAGGCGUGUAGCUUUAUGCUAUUAUUGGCCUGGGAUGCACCAAGAUGUCGUGAAGUUCGUAGGCUCAUGCCCCAAGUGUUUGUCGUACAAGUCACCAAAUCACGCAACCUUAGGUGAAAUGGGUCGUCCGAAGCAGUGCUCACGACCAUUUCAGAUGAUCUCGGUUGACUUUGUUGGUCCUCUUCCCGUGACAAAGAAGCAAAACAGCUACCUCUUAGUUGUCACUUGUUGCUUCUCGAAGUUUUGCAUGAUCUUCCCCUUGCGAAAAGCUACAGCCGAUGCUGUUGUCAGGAUUCUGGAGGACUCCGUCUUUCUGAUUCACGGAAUUCCCCAGACUAUAUUCCUGGACAACGGCAGUCAAUUUAUUAGCCAUGUUACUAGUGCAUUCUUCAAAAAAUAUAACAUCCCCAACAUAUUUUUCACCCCCAGGUAUACCCCCCAAAUUAAUACGGUGGAAAGGUAUAACAAGACCAUUGUCACCUGCUUAUCAACUUUUGUUGAUAAUGACCAUCGGUCAUGGGAUACCUUUGUGCCUAAAAUUCAAUUCGCCAUCAACAACUCUGUCAAUGAGGCCACAGGAUUCACACCAUCUUUUCUUGUUUAUGGUCGUGAACUUGUUACCUGCGGCUCUCACUAUACUGACAGUGACUUGGGUGAUGAGGUUUUAUUUCUGCCUAGGGACAUUUAUGCUGAAAAUUUGGGAUGUCUUUCGUCCAUUUUCAAUGAUGUUCAGGCCACUCUUUGGCAUGCACAUGUUAAAAAUACGUCCCAAUACAACUUAAGACGAAAACAGGCGGAAUUCAAUGUCGGAGACGUAGUCUUUAAGCGAACUUACGUUUUGAGUGACAAGGACAAGUACUUCAGUAAAAAACUUGCGCCUAAAUUCAUCCAGUGUCGUAUUACCGCGAAGAGAUCGCCACUCGUCUAUGAGCUAGAAGACAUGUCAGGUAAAGAUUUGGGCACUUGGCAUAUAAAAGACCUGAAACUGUCUCGUUUCCCUAGCCGAAAAUAAUUUUUAUUCUGCAAUCAUAAAUAUUUCCCUUUUUUUUUAAACGUGACGUGAACAUUACCCAAACGCUUGUUUUUAACAUUUAACAUCAUAAUAAUAAUAAUAAAUUGUCAAGAUACUAGUCAUUUUUUGCUAUAUUUUUUUAUUAAAAAAAAAAAAAAGAAUGACUUAUUUUAUAAAAGGUUUUGCGUUAAUAAUCUAAUAUGAUUUUUAUUGCUUAGUUUGAAUGUGGAAGUAUGAAGUUGAAGAUUGAAUGUUUUUUCUAACAGGUAUGCAUGAAAGUGUAGUGUUUUACAUUUUAUUUUUAUUAUUUAACCGGAUUUUAUUUAGGAUAAAAUCCUUUCCGUGAGACGGGGGGUAAUGUAACGUUGUAGACGUACAUGUCUUUAAUUAAACAUAUUUUUAAACUUAAACUAGCCUAUUUUCUUAUUUUAAAAAUUAACUUCACAAUAAAUAAAAUAAAACAUUAAUUAAAUCAAAUAACUAAAACUAAAUAACAUUUUAAAACAUAACUUCUUUUAAAGUACAUUCGCACUCAAAAUACUGAAACGUAAUCUGUAGUCAUAAACAGUUUAUGGUAGAAAUUUAGUUUCAUAAACCUGCCCACAUUUUAAUAUUGGUAGAAAUUUAUUGUUCAUAACCUGGUAUUAUUUUUAACAUUCCGUGACAUCGUGACACUUUCAACGGCUGUCGCCGCUCGCUAGUGAUUCAUUAGCUUUGCCAUCACUGGACUCGAACGUACGCUUGCGCAUCUGAUUAAUAAUUGCUUUCGCACAUAUAACUGCGACUUUAAAGUAAAUUUGAAAUAGAUAGUGCACCUUAAGUGUCCUAACCGUUCCGGGUCCGCUAUACAAGGCGCUGCUGGCUCUGUGUACCUGUGUUUUACAUAAAUCCUCAAACCCCAUAUUGGGGUUUCAGUACGGGAUUUAGAAGACCUAGGCUUCUCGCUUCGCUACCUACUGCUGCAUCACCCUCUGCUUCGCUUCCGCUUCGGACCUACAGCUGAGCACGGCGACCUACAACCCUGCCAGUGGCUGACGACCUGUUCCACCGGCAUCUGACCAUCCAGGGGAGUGCUUGAACUACGCAGUGAAAUCAGAUACUAGGCCGACACACCACGACCCGUUCUACCGACUUAGGUGGCCUGCGGCCAUCAAUAAAUUACUUUCGUUGGACCUA
This is a messenger RNA of Plutella xylostella (diamondback moth), 2397 nucleotides long. NCBI's taxonomy places the organism in Eukaryota, Metazoa, Arthropoda, Insecta, Lepidoptera, Plutellidae. The record is from RefSeq and is a predicted model, not a curated record.